AAAUGGCCAAAUUGAGAUCGUCUGGCAGAUAGAAGCGGAUCGCGCCUUGUUUACCUACAGCGAUUGUACAGAAACCUCCCAGUCACGCAUCGGAAUUCUCUUGUAGCAAUACUUUUCACCAAUUCUGGGCCACCUCACCAUGGGUGACGCCACCAUACAUGUGGAUCCUCCGGCCGGAGACGACCAUGACGAAAGCGAAAUGGAAGAAGGGGAACUUUAUGAGCCUGUUUUUGUCGCACCCACCUCUAUACCUUUUACAAGUUACCCUGGUCUAUCACCCACCUCGCACCCACACAGCCCGCCAACACCAAAAUUUAGCCCUUCUCCCACAGAUCCACUGUACUUCCCCUGCACCCAGAACCCAUUAAACACGAAUCUCUCCAAGACAUAUGUGGGGACAUGCCCACUUGAGGAAUACGACAACCGUGAGAGAAUUGGCAAGGGUAGUUUUGGUGAAGUCACCAUUGCGACUCACAAAGAGACACAAAGAAAAGUAGCUUUGAAGAGAAUUAUUGUACAUAAAGAGAAGGAUGGGCUCCCAAUUACCGCGGUGCGGGAGAUCAAUAUUUUGAAAGGCCUUCGACACAAGUCUGUGAUCGAGCUUCUGGGAAUGGCAGUUGCGAAGGGCAAUCCAGACGAGUACGAACCAGCAACUAUCUACAUGAUAUUUCCCUAUAUGCACCAUGACCUUGUGGGCCUACUCGAAAAUCGGUAUGUCACAUUGGAACCAAAUCAAAUCAAAUCAUUUACCAAGCAGCUCCUCGAAGGGGUCGCCUAUCUGCAUCGGAACCAUUUUCUUCACCGAGAUUUGAAGAGUUCCAACAUCCUGAUCGACAACGAGGGGACCUUGAAGAUCGCGGAUUUCGGUCUCGCACGAUCUUACAACGCGGCAGAUAAAACAAUUGAGCUUACUCCCAAUGUCAUUACUUUGUGGUAUCGUCCGCCUGAGCUACUUCUAGGCCACAAAACCUACACAUCAGCGGUGGAUAUGUGGGGUGUCGGGUGUAUAUUUGCGGAAAUGUGGGAUAGAAAGGCCAUAUUCAAGGGGGAGACGGAACUAGACUUACUCGAUAAAAUACUGAGAGUGUGCGGGACCCCCGAUGCAAAAGCGUGGCCAGAGUUUACAAAACUCACUGCUUCGGCAAGCAUACGACCCAAGCAGGAGAGUAGAAAAAUACUAGAUAUCUACAAGCCGGAUCGCCUCGAUUUCCAGACAAUUGAUCUAUUGAACACCUUCCUAGUACUCAACCCCGCAAGGCGUCCAACAGCUGAAGCUGCACUCAAACAUGAAUACUUCCACGUUGAACCCGAAGCAGCGAAACCCAGUACACCCGACUUUCCAGGGUGGCCCGAGUCCCACGAAUUAGGCAUACGCGCCCAAAUCGACCAAGAACUCAGAGAGCUCGAUGUAUUGCAGAGACCAAUACCAUCGAUCCGACCACCAGCACACCACGAUGCGCUCAUCGUGGACGGUCAACCCGUGAGACGCCCACGUCUUCACGACGAUGCUGAAACACGACAAUAUAAUCGGCAUCGUGACGAUAAACGACCGGGGAGACGACAUGAUCACCGGCGCUUUGGACGCGGGCGAGGACGACCGGGGAACGAGCGGGGACGGGGCGGACGUGGAAAGUCGGCUCAUGAGGCAUCUGGCGAGCCAACCGGGGAGGGCUCAGUCAUAAUGAGAAUGAAGCAUCCGUUGCCACCCAAACCCGUACUCAGAGUACCGUUUUCGGAAUGAGGGUUCGCUGGGCGAUGCGAAUGGAAGUAGACACUGGACUGUACAUAUUUGUUGCAUUGCUGAUGCGUUGAAAAUAGCGGAUGUGGAUCUAGUUGCGGAACUGGGGACUGUGUCCCCGAGGUCACGAGCUCGUGCAUGACUCUUUAUGUCCAUCGAAUCCAAGAGCACUGGAGGAACGUUUUUCUAAACCAAUCCAGCCUGACGAUGCAUGUGGGCUAUACCAUUAUUGUUCAUGGACGUCGCCGAGCAAUAUAAUGAUGAUGCAAUUCUCCUUGUCAAAUGGGGCGGCACAUCAUAAACAGGUGAAAUCGACACGUGGGAUCAACAUCUGUCCCAACCCUUUGAACCGCCGAGGCGAAAGCUAUUUGUCCCUUGACAACCCGCAACGUGAUACGAGGAUGGAUUGAUAUCCAUGGGUAUUGGUACAUCUUUCUGGAUGCACGUAGAUAUUGUAUUUUAUAGUACAUAGUAAUUUAUGGACACUCUGUCAUUAGAACACGCACUGUUGUCAGAUGACUGGCGUUAUACUUUUCUGUACGGCCUAAUGGAUUAUUGCUGACAAA
Spizellomyces punctatus DAOM BR117 is the source of this 2304-nucleotide messenger RNA. RefSeq names its product CMGC/CDK protein kinase. Lineage: Eukaryota; Fungi; Chytridiomycota; Chytridiomycetes; Spizellomycetales; Spizellomycetaceae. Bases 140 to 1741 code for a protein of 533 amino acids. Gene Ontology annotation, molecular function: ATP binding; cyclin-dependent protein serine/threonine kinase activity. The record is from RefSeq and is a predicted model, not a curated record. Gene Ontology annotation, biological process: protein phosphorylation. The transcript is spliced from 8 exons. Gene Ontology annotation, cellular component: nucleus.